This is a messenger RNA of Dendronephthya gigantea, 798 nucleotides long. Its product is annotated as HMG domain-containing protein 3-like. The transcript has 5 exons. Bases 1 to 798 code for a protein of 265 amino acids. The record is from RefSeq and is a predicted model, not a curated record. Lineage: Eukaryota; Metazoa; Cnidaria; Anthozoa; Malacalcyonacea; Nephtheidae.
AUGGCAUUUGAGACAAUCACUGAGAGGAAUCUAGACAGUGUUGUUUGUGGAAUAUGUGGAGUAUGCCCUGAAGUUUGUUUAGGAGAUGGGAAUGAAAAAAACUGCUGCAACAAUUCACAGAUAACAUAUACCAAGGAAAACAAACAACAUGGUAGCAUGAUUUCAUUCGAGGAAUUACUGUCAAGAAUUACAUCUAGAGCGAUAGAAAAGGCUGUUUACACAAGAAACGAAAAUGCGUUCAACAUCAAGAUUGAAGAAUUGCCGCCAAUAAUGCCUGAUGCAAUGCGAGAUGAAAACACAAUAAACUCCAAACAUAUGAGAAACAGAGUGCCUUUAAAAUCUUCUCAGUAUGAUGGUGAUCCAGCAAAAUUACACCAACUGAUAAAGGCAAAACAACUUGAUAUAGACAAUCUCAAAGAGAUGUCUCUGGACACGAUAAAAGACAUAUGCCAACAAUGUUCCAUUUCAACUCAGAGAAAAUCAAAGACAACACUGGUCGGUAAUAUUUACAGCCUAUACGCAUCUAUUACAAUCGGUCUGAGUCCAUGCCACAACUUCUCCAAACUUCCUGGGAAAGCCGGUGGAUUUUACCACAUCGUGUGUCGCCAUGGGUGUACUGUCGCAUCAAAGUUUCUCGGCUUGACCGAGUCUGUACGAGAUGCUGCAGACUUGUGUUUGUCAUUAAAAUACAAGCCUAUAGUUUUUAUCAAUGACACACCAUGUAGGUUGGCACGACAUAUGGAAUGUAGAUGUCCAGAUAUCUGCGCAAAUUUAUGGGGAAAUAGGUGGUUGUUUUGA